Trypanosoma cruzi is the source of this 1080-nucleotide messenger RNA. RefSeq lists its product as uncharacterized. Gene Ontology annotation, biological process: protein localization to ciliary inversin compartment. The record is from RefSeq and is a predicted model, not a curated record. Gene Ontology annotation, molecular function: protein binding. The transcript has a single exon. NCBI's taxonomy places the organism in Eukaryota, Euglenozoa, Kinetoplastea, Trypanosomatida, Trypanosomatidae. Bases 1 to 1080 code for a protein of 359 amino acids. Gene Ontology annotation, cellular component: ciliary inversin compartment.
AUGGCUGACUUUCCGAAGCUUGCAAGGAUCAAACUCGAUGAUGAGAACAUGGAGAAGAUCCAUUGUGCGGCACGGAAGGGGCAAACCGAAGAGGUGAAGCGCUUAGUGGAACAGGGCAUUGAUCCGGCGAUCCCCAACAGGUUUGGCUGCACCGCGCUUCAUCUGGCGUGCAAGCAUGGCCAAAUAGAGACAGCAAAAUAUCUUUCCUCAAUCUGUGAUGUGCACGGUGCGUGGCAUGGCCAGCGUCCGCUGCAUCUCGCCGUCCUUUCUAAUAAGGAGGUGCUUGUGGAGGCUCUUGUUGAGGGGGCGAGGGAACGCGGUCGCAAUGUGGAGAUUAUGUUGAAUGAAUGCGAUGAUGUCUCCGUCGAUGAUAUUGGGGAGCACCAAAAGCACACCGACGGUCAGACGGCUUUGCAUUGGUGUGUGGCGUUGGGUGACAAUUACUUGCCGAUGCUGCGUUUGCUUAUCAGACUGGGCGCCUCCCCGACAGCAAAAAACAAGGAAAACGUGACGAGUAUGAUGUACGCCAUGGAGUUUAAGAACGAAGCUGCCAUGGAAGAAAUGGUGAAGGGCGUGAAGCCGCAACAGCUGCGGCUUGACUAUCAGGACAAGGAGGGUAGGACACAUCUGCAUUAUGCCAUCCUCCACAACCGUCAAGAUUACGCCAUGCGGUUCAUUGAGAUGGGCCACGAUCCGCAAAUGGAGGACGAUAAUCACGAAACACCGCUCUUCCUUGCGCUUCGCGCCGCCAUGCCGGAUCUUUUGACGUACCUUCUUCAGAAUGUGGAUUCCUUUUCUGUACAGCAGGCUCCCUUUCACAAUGGCUCCGUGAUGGUGGCGGAACGCAUUCAGUGGUUGGAAUUUGCGACUGACGAGCAGGCCCGGACUGAGUGCAUCCGGUUAUUCCAGAAGCGCUUAGACGAGGUGAGCUUCCGACCAGAGGAGACUGAAAAGAAGAGGGCGAAACCGACCGUGAAGAAGAUGAAGUUGGCACCCUCCGCCCCAUUACGGAGCCGCAGUAUUGGAAAUGCCUCAGCACUACGCAGUAGAAGUAUUGGCGGCCGUAUUUCCGGCAAGUGA